Messenger RNA from Triticum turgidum subsp. durum (durum wheat), 303 nucleotides. Lineage: Eukaryota; Viridiplantae; Streptophyta; Magnoliopsida; Poales; Poaceae. The record is from the annotation of a GenBank genome assembly.
AUGGCCGUAGAAGUACCUCCAAGGAGGAGGAAUUAUUGCACAUGGGAUGAUGAGAUGGAUGAGGCAUUGCUUGAAGUCCUUGUUGAGCAUCACAACAAGGGUGACCAUGCCCAGAAUGGAUGGAAACCACAUGUGUACACGCAUGCCAUAAGGCAUGUGAAGGACAAGUGUAAUAAGGAUAUCACAAAGGAUAACAUAAGUGGAAGGAUGAGGACUUUGGAUCAUCACUAUGAGGUCGUUAGCAAGAUCCUUUCUCAAAGUGGUUUUGGCUGGGAUUGGACCAAUAAUAGGCCCAAUGGAUAG